ACCAUUUAGGCAGCCCCAACACCAACAGGCAACAGCAUGUCGAGGGCUCUCCUGAUGGUAGUAGCCCUGGCCGCCGUCCAUGGGCUCAUCACGCUCACCGGCGUCGACGCGACCGUGGUAGCGACAUGCCUGGCGGCGUCCAACAGCGACCGGCGCGUCAACUACGACUUCUGCGUGUCGGAGCUGAACAAGCACCGCGACAGCCCGGGCGCCGACACCCCGGGCCUGGCCAAGGUGGCGGCCAACGUCGGCGUCAACAGCGCCGGCGGCGCGGUCAACGACAUAGAGGCCCUGCUCGCCGCCAAGCAGCAGCCGCCGCCGGACGCCAGGACCAGCGCCGCGCUGCGCCUGUGCGAGCAGCUCUACUACGACAUGGAGCUCGCCUUCGCGGGGGCCUACGACGAGAUCAACGCGCUCAACUACACGGCGGGGAAGCAGAUGGCCGCCGACGCCGACUCGCUGGUGCGCCGGUGCACCGGCGGCUUUGCCGAGGCCGGGCUCGUGCCGCCGGAGCCCGUCGCGCGGCGCAGCGCGUACGCCGUGCAGAUCGCCAUCGUGUGCACGGCCAUCACCAACCUCAUCAUCAGUCCAUGAUUCAAGCGAUGCGUCAUGCAGAAUAUAAUGAUGCCCCCCAUCAUUCCUCUCCAAGCUUAAUAAAUCUUGUAUUGUAGACCAAAUUUAUUGGAAGGUUCUUCCACCAGUAAACUACAGAGGUGGUAGAUUUUGAUUUGAUUAUUUCCUCAUCUUUGCUUUCUCUUGUACCAGCACAGAUCCCAAAUUAGUGAAAGUACAUGCGAUGGUAAAUGAAUCCAGCAUUACACAAGAAAACAUUAUAUUGGAGUAA
Sorghum bicolor (sorghum) is the source of this 844-nucleotide messenger RNA. Its product is annotated as pectinesterase inhibitor 8. Bases 37 to 594 code for a protein of 185 amino acids. The record is from RefSeq and is a predicted model, not a curated record. Gene Ontology annotation, molecular function: enzyme inhibitor activity. NCBI's taxonomy places the organism in Eukaryota, Viridiplantae, Streptophyta, Magnoliopsida, Poales, Poaceae. The transcript has a single exon.